GCUGCCUGUACGCUGGGGUUUACUUCGGUGAAUGAAACGACUGUGAAAAUAAGAUAGAGAAAAAUUAAACCAACAUUGUUUGUAUAUUUAUAAAGAAACCGGAAGUUAAUUAAGUAGAAACUAAAGUAGAACAAUGGAUGUCACAGCAGAGGCCAAGCAGAUUAUGAUCCAGGCUUUGGGUAAAAUGUACAGCUCGCGCACCCAGCGCGGUGGACUUCGUCUCCACCGGAGCCUGCUGCUGACGCUCGUCAUGAAAUCUGCAAGGGACAUCUACCACUUUGCCAGACUGCAAAACGAGAACAAGGGACAAACGGACACAUCCAGUGUCACAGAGAGCACAUCACAAACAGACGAGCCGAUGGACACAGCAAGCUCCACGGUGUCUGAAGUGCCAACUCAACAGUGCACUAUGGAGAUACAACCUUCCGAGGAUAAGCAAACGCACGAACUCGAAACCCAGCCGGAUCUCCACAGUCCUACACAACCGAUAGUGGACAAAGAGAACUGCAACCCAAGCAGACUAGACCGACACUCCAGAAAGAGACGGAGCAGAACAGCCACGGAGCCUGACUUCCUGCCAUGCAAAAAAGCCAAACUGGAGAGUGAGGAGGUCAGAGGAAUUCUGCAGACAUCCCAGAAUAAUUCUGCGAACUGUGGUAGAAAGCUGGACUCUCUGUCAUUUGUGCACGUGCCAAGAGCAAUUGUGACAUUUUGAAAGGGAAGACUUAAAGCUCAGCACGAGGUAUUGUGCAGAGAGUGAAGGCAUAUGUGAACUUUGCGCACUACCGAGGGAAAGUCGUAGUGUGGCACAGAAACAGCAGCUAUCCCAAUAGCACUUUGCUGAAAGGAAUUCCCAGAUCUGGAGAAGGCGAUAUCAGAUCGAUGGAUUGCGCAAGUCCGGGCUUGUUUUGGAAACUUGAACUAUUGUUCAAAAACGAUCUGAUUCAGGACAUGUUGCCUACUUCUGAGGAAAAACUGUGAUCGAAACAAAUCCCAUGGACAUUAACAUGAACUUUUCCUAUUUAUUUAUUUGCCAAGAAUGUGUUCUUGUACUGAAUGUGUUUAAAUAUUACGUAUUUAAGUUUAAUACGUAUUUAAGGUGCUACCAGAACAGCCCAACACCACUGAGUGGGUCUUGGGUUAAUAUGACAUAAGCUAAUACACACCAAUUUUCUCUCUGUUUGAUAUCUACCUCACUUUUGUAUAAUAAAAGAUUUCGUAUCAUAAA
Messenger RNA from Misgurnus anguillicaudatus (oriental weatherfish), 1228 nucleotides. RefSeq names its product immediate early response 2a (gene ier2a). NCBI's taxonomy places the organism in Eukaryota, Metazoa, Chordata, Actinopteri, Cypriniformes, Cobitidae. The record is from RefSeq and is a predicted model, not a curated record.